Messenger RNA from Pedinophyceae sp. YPF-701, 537 nucleotides. NCBI's taxonomy places the organism in Eukaryota, Viridiplantae, Chlorophyta, Pedinophyceae. The record is from the annotation of a GenBank genome assembly.
AUGCAGCGUCUGCGUGGAGCGCUCGGGGCGGCCCGACCGUGGACGGGCCUGGGGUCCACGGGCAGCUCGGCCGCGGAGAUCGUCUCGCGCGAGACGACGGCCGGCGCGCCGCCGAUCGCCGGCGCUCUGGGCCAGGUGCGGUGGGCCACCAAGACCGCGGGCGGCAGCACCAAGAACGGCCGCGACUCCCACCCGAAGUACCUCGGAAUGAAGGUCUCCGACGGCCAGCUGGUCACCCGCCCGGGCGUCCAGAUCUUCCGGCAACGCGGUCUGCGGCACCACCCGGGCUUCGGCGUGCGGCGCGCCCGCGACGACACCAUCGUCUCGGCCAUCCCCGGGCGCGUGCGCUACGCGUUCGACCACAAGAAGAAGAAGCGGACGAUCUCGAUCGAGCCGCUCGACGUGGUCGUUCCGCAGCUGACCAAGGAGGCGCCGGACGCGCGCCGGUUCCGCAUCGACUACCGGGCCGUCGACGACUACCUGCAGGGCGUCCGGGGCGACAGUCGGCGCAUCCCCAGCGGAGCGCUGCCGUACUAG